This is a messenger RNA of Corythoichthys intestinalis (scribbled pipefish), 2989 nucleotides long. RefSeq names its product kinesin-like protein KIF2A. The transcript is spliced from 23 exons. NCBI's taxonomy places the organism in Eukaryota, Metazoa, Chordata, Actinopteri, Syngnathiformes, Syngnathidae. Gene Ontology annotation, molecular function: microtubule motor activity; ATP binding; microtubule binding. The coding region runs from base 99 to 2375 and encodes 758 amino acids. Gene Ontology annotation, biological process: microtubule-based movement. The record is from RefSeq and is a predicted model, not a curated record.
ACAACGAAUGCUUUGUUUACUUCCGGGUUCUGACAGGAAGUGGACCCACACUGCACCGGAACUGGCCUGUAAGCUGGAGCUUCUGCAGGGAAUGUAGAAUGGCGGUGGCGUUUGGGAAGCUCGACGUCGGCACUUGUGUGGAAAUUAAGCGCAGUGACGGUCGCAUACAUGAGGCAAUGGUGACGUCCCUGAAUGAGGACAACGAAAGCGUCACCGUUGAAUGGGUGGAGAAUGGAGACACAAAAGGGAAAGAGAUUGAUUUGGAGAGUAUAUUUGCACUUAACCCAGAUGUGGGUCCAGAAGAAGAGAUUAUCCGGAGUCCAGAGACUCCCCCUCCAAAUACCGGUCCGAAAGUUAAUAAAAUAGCAAAAAAUCGUGGAACGAUAGCACCUUCAAAGAUUGACACUCCAUCCAGGGACAGUAGAGUGAUUCCGACCCAGGCCCGACCCCAUCAGUCUCAACACGCUGAAACAGCACCGCCCCCUCCAUCACAGCAGGCUCAGCCUGCCCAGGCACCCACACAGCAGCAGCUCCAGAAUGAGACUUUACACCAACCACUAACCAGAAAGGAGAUGGGACAACUUUCUAGGAGGAAGUCAAACUGUGUGAAGGAGGUUGAGAAGCUACAGGAGAAAAGGGAGAAGCGUCGUCUCCAGCAACAGGAGCUCAGGGAAAAGAGAGCUCAGGAGGUGGAUACAACCAUUCCUAAUUAUGAGAUCAUGUGCAUGAUUAGAGAUUUCCGUGCAAGUCUAGACUACCGACCUCUGACCACAGCAGAUCUGAUUGAAGAACAUAGAAUAUGUGUAUGUGUGAGGAAGCGUCCACUAAACAAAAAAGAACUCACCAUGAAGGAUUUGGAUGUGAUAACCAUUCCAAGUAAAGACGUGGUGAUGGUACACGAACCUAAACAGAAGGUAGACCUUACUCGUUUCUUGGAGAACCAAACCUUCCGCUUCGACUAUGCCUUUGACGACGCUACCACCAAUGAGAUGGUUUACAGGUUCACUGCCAGACCAUUAGUGGAGACCAUAUUUGAGAGGGGUAUGGCCACGUGCUUUGCCUAUGGGCAAACAGGAAGUGGUAAAACUCAUACAAUGGGUGGAGAUUUUUCUGGAAAGAACCAAGACUGCUCUAAAGGAAUUUACGCAUUGGCUGCUCGGGAUGUAUUUCUCAUGUUGAAGAAACCCAACUACAAGAAAUUAGAGUUACAAGUGUACGCAACCUUUUUUGAAAUCUACAGUGGAAAGGUGUUUGACCUGCUUAACCGAAAAACCAAACUGAGGGUGCUGGAGGACCGGAAGCAGCAAGUGCAGGUUGUGGGCCUUCAGGAGAAGGACGUCAGGUGUACAGAGGAUGUCCUGAAACUCAUAGAAGUGGGCAACAGCUGCAGGACAUCAGGGCAGACGUCAGCCAAUGCCCACUCGUCUCGUAGCCACGCCGUGUUCCAGAUCAUUCUUCGGAGGAAGGGCAAGAUGCACGGCAAGUUCUCGCUCAUCGACCUGGCUGGAAAUGAGAGGGGCGCCGAUACUUCAAGUGCUGACCGCCAAACUCGCCUGGAGGGUGCGGAGAUCAACAAAAGCCUGCUAGCUCUCAAGGAGUGCAUCAGGGCUUUGGGUCGCAACAAGCCGCACACGCCUUUCCGAGCCAGUAAACUUACCCAGGUCCUGCGGGACUCCUUCAUUGGUGAAAAUUCCCGUACAUGCAUGAUUGCAACAAUCUCUCCUGGUAUGACAUCCUGUGAGAAUACCCUCAACACGCUUCGCUACGCCAACAGAGUAAAGGAGUUUGGGAUUAGUCCAUCAGACAUCCCCUUCUCUCAGGGGGGUCAGGGGAGUCGCCCCGAGCACUCGCCGACCAAUACUUUUGAGUACGAUGACUUUGCUGCUACUCCCCCCGGCAGGGUGAAGGAACUUACAGUGGACCACAACCAGGUGAUGGAGGGAGGCCGAACCAACAUCCACACGGUCAACCAGCUGGACAUUUUGGACGAGGAAUGGCAGAACAGUUCACCGCAGAGAGACGACCUCAAACUGUUGUGUGAGCAGAAUGAGGAGGAAGUUUCUCCUCAGCUCUUCUCCUUUCAUGAAGCUGUCUCUCAGUUGGUGGAGAUGGAGGAGCAGGUCCUAGAGGACCACAGAGCUGUUUUCCAGGAGUCCAUCAGGUGGCUAGAGGAUGAGAAGGAGCUCCUGAAAAUGACAGAAGAGGAGGUGGACUACGAUGUGGAAUCGUAUGCGACUCAGUUGGAGAAGAUCCUGGACCAGAAAAUAGACAUUCUCACUGAGCUUCGAGAUAAAGUGAAGUGUUUCCGCUGUGCUCUCCAAGAGGAGGAGAAAGCCAGCAAGCAGAUCAACCCCAAGAGGCCACGAGCUCUUUAGACGGACCGGGAAGGUGGGAAGAGAACCACUAGACAAACGUUUGCCUGCGAAAGCACAAAAAAAAAGGACCGACCUUUCCUACAGGCUCAAAAAGUUGCAACUAUAAUGACUCUUAUAUAGGAAAUAACUGUGUUGCUAUGGUCUUGUUAGGAAAUUUAGGAAGAAAACAUGGGGAAGAUUUUUUUGGUUAUGUUUUUCACGAGGAAUGUUUAGGAACUCUAAACCGUUCUUCUUAAAUUAUUUUCUUUUAAUACUUGUUUGUACUUUUUUUGCCACACAGAACUGGUUGAUUUACGGUUGCCCCCAGCUAACUUGUACAGUCUGCAUGUGCACUGAUGUUAUGGCGUCUUAAUGCUUUUUUGGCACUAUAUAUAUUCAUGUCCCAUAUGCAGUCUGUCUUUUUCCCCCUCCACUUUUUACCAGUGUGGAAGAAGUUUCCCCAAAUGCAUUUUUAUGUGUAGCUUGUUCCCAUUCGUGCCAUUUCAUGCCAUGAGGCAAUAGUUUCUACACUAAUGUUCGACAUGUUUUUCACGGGUUACACUUUGUUAUAAAACAACUGGAAAGGAAGAACCUGAAAAUAAAUGUAUAGUGAAAAACAAGUUGCAGUUUGUGUC